This is a messenger RNA of Nymphalis io (European peacock), 595 nucleotides long. RefSeq names its product chorion class B protein PC10-like. Gene Ontology annotation, molecular function: structural constituent of egg chorion. The record is from RefSeq and is a predicted model, not a curated record. Gene Ontology annotation, cellular component: egg chorion. Gene Ontology annotation, biological process: chorion-containing eggshell formation; multicellular organism development. NCBI's taxonomy places the organism in Eukaryota, Metazoa, Arthropoda, Insecta, Lepidoptera, Nymphalidae. Bases 42 to 575 code for a protein of 177 amino acids. The transcript has 2 exons.
AUUCAUAAAUACAUUCCCAACUUUAAACUCAAACAGUAAACAUGUACAAGGCUGUGCUUCUGGUCUGCGCUCAGGCGCUCAUGAUCCAGUCAAUCGCUACUCAGUGCAUUGGCGCUGGAUUUGCUGGAGCUCCCUGGGCAGCAGGAGCACCCUGCGCCGCAGCUGCUCCUUUAGCAGUAACUGCCGGACCCUGCGGUGCUUAUGGACCAGCUGCAUUUGCUGCUUCUAAUGGAGGCGGCUUUGGAGUAUCAAGCGCUUCUCCCAUCGCAGCAACCGGUGUAUCUGUUUUAUCCGAAAACGCCAUUGAAGGAGCCCUCGCGGUUAACGGCGUUCUACCGUUCUUAGGAACGGUGGCUUUAGAAGGUGUCCUGCCAACUGCCGGUGCUGGUGCCGUCUCAUACGGUUGUGGCAACGGAGAAGUGGCUAUUGUUGCAGAAGACAUCGCCCCAAUUGGUAUUGCAGGUCCACUUGGCUAUGCUGCUGAUGCUUACGGCUACGGUCCUCUUGGCUACGGGGUCGGUCCACUGGCUGGACCUUACUCUCGUGCUGGUUGUGGUUGUGGUGCCCUCUUAUAGAUAUAAAUACUAAAGAAAUU